This is a messenger RNA of Centropristis striata (black sea bass), 2240 nucleotides long. RefSeq names its product potassium inwardly rectifying channel subfamily J member 6 (gene kcnj6). Lineage: Eukaryota; Metazoa; Chordata; Actinopteri; Perciformes; Serranidae. The transcript is spliced from 3 exons. Gene Ontology annotation, cellular component: plasma membrane. Gene Ontology annotation, biological process: potassium ion import across plasma membrane; regulation of monoatomic ion transmembrane transport. The coding region runs from base 141 to 1391 and encodes 416 amino acids. The record is from RefSeq and is a predicted model, not a curated record. Gene Ontology annotation, molecular function: G-protein activated inward rectifier potassium channel activity.
CAGAGAGAGAGAGCGAGAAAGAGAGGGGGCGACUUGAUAAUCACAACCUAUACACCUCAGCAGGGAACAAAAAACAAGGUUUUAAAGAUGACUCGGGGAGAGAAUCUGCUGCACAAGGCUUGAAUCCACCCAGAAACCACAUGGAGCAGGAUGUGGAGAGCCCGGCCAUCAUCAAACCGCCGAAGUUGCCAAAGCAGGCCCGCGAGGACCUGCCCAAACAGCUGGUAGAGAGGGAACGGGAACGGAACGUACAGCGGUACGUCCAGAAAGACGGGAAGUGCAACGUCCACCACGGGAACGUUCGGGAGACGUACCGCUACCUGACCGACAUUUUCACCACGCUGGUAGAUCUCAAAUGGAGGUUCAACCUGUUCAUUUUUGUCUUGGUGUACACCGUGACGUGGCUCUUUUUCGGCUUCAUGUGGUGGCUCAUUGCAUAUCUACGGGGUGACCUGGAACAUUUAGCAGAAAGCGAGUGGACUCCGUGUGUCAAUAACCUGAACGGGUUUGUAUCAGCCUUUCUGUUCUCCAUCGAGACAGAGACCACCAUUGGUUAUGGCUACAGAGUCAUCACAGACAAAUGCCCGGAGGGGAUCCUUCUGCUUUUAAUUCAGUCGGUUUUGGGAUCUAUUGUGAACGCCUUCAUGGUGGGCUGCAUGUUUGUUAAGAUCUCACAGCCCAAGAAGAGAGCUGAGACACUAGUGUUUUCCACCAACGCGGUCAUCUCCAUGAGAGACGGACGGCUGUGCCUCAUGUUCAGAGUCGGAGAUCUCAGAAACUCGCACAUCGUGGAGGCGUCAAUCAGGGCCAAGCUUAUCAAGUCAAAGCAGACCAAGGAAGGGGAGUUCAUCCCUUUGAACCAAACGGACAUAAAUGUGGGUUACAACACGGGAGACGAUAGGCUCUUCCUGGUGUCCCCGCUCAUCAUCUGCCACGAGAUCAACCAGAGCAGCCCCUUCUGGGAGAUCUCACAAGCCCACCUGACCAAGGACGAACUAGAGAUUGUUGUCAUCCUGGAGGGGAUGGUGGAGGCCACAGGCAUGACCUGCCAGGCCAGGAGCUCCUACGUCAGCAGUGAGAUCAAGUGGGGCUACCGCUUCACACCCGUCCUGACGCUGGAGGACGGCUUCUACGAGGUGGACUACAACAGCUUCCACGAUAUCUACGAGACCAACACACCCUCCUGCAGUGCCAAAGAGCUUGCUGACAUGGCCAACCGCGCCCGCCUGCCCCUCACCUGGUCUCUGGCCAGUAAGUUGAGCCAGCAGGGGCUGCCGGAGUCACAGCAGGAGGGUCAGGAGACCAAGACCGGCCUGGACGAGCAGGGGAAGAGCCAGCAGACUGAGAGGAACGGGGACAUUGCCAACAUAGAGAGCGAGUCCAAAGUGUGAUAGAGGACUUGUUUGAGGUUCGUAUGAGAUUAUUGUCUCCCGUCUGGGAUGAACACUCAAGCUCCCAGAGCACAGUGAGAGUUUGAGGUACUAAACGAGGACCAAUGAGCACAGUAGACCAAGUAUCCCUGCACCAAGAACCGCUUUUUCUCAGUGAUUUCACAGUUAACCCCAAAAACAGCAAAACAUCUAGACAUGUGGCCCACCGCUGAACUGAAAACCCUCUGCGGGACGUGCAUGUUUCAAAUAUAAUGUGAUGUCCUCCUGAUGAGAUUCCUAUUAUUUUUUCUAUUAAAAUAUUCCUAGGGGCAUUUGCAUAGGUAUUUUUGUAUAUACUAUUGAUUGUUUUGAAUUCUUUGUUUUGUUGCGGUGUGAAUAUUUGACAGAUGUUUGAUACUAUUUCUUUUAGGUUAGUUCUGUAUAUUCUCUGCCUUACUGUAUGUAUAAAGCUUUCAUUAUUUGUUUUUUUUUUUCAGACAUAUAUCAGCAUGUAUAAACAUUAUCUGCGGUUAAUUUAUCUUGUAUUGUGUAUAUACUGUAAUGUUCUACAGAAGACAUACAUCUCAAUGGAUGCAAACACUAGUUUAAACCAAUGACGAUUUGUUCCCACAUUCUAAAUGUUUGUUUUAAGCUAGUACUACACAUUUCCUCUAGAAGCCAUGAGUUGCUGUUUACAGCUGGUUGACUUCAGACAACGGCCCUUUAAAAACGCAUCCCGUCACUUUUGCACAUUGGAGGCCUCUGAUGGAGAAGUUUAGUCGCUGUUUAGUCUCCAGAAAUCCCUCUCAUGUCACCUAACAGUAUCACAAAUAAAUAAACAAUAAAUUGCAUAUUAUGCACUUGAUGAGA